Propithecus coquereli (Coquerel's sifaka) is the source of this 933-nucleotide messenger RNA. RefSeq names its product solute carrier family 16, member 4 (gene SLC16A4). Gene Ontology annotation, molecular function: monocarboxylic acid transmembrane transporter activity. The record is from RefSeq and is a predicted model, not a curated record. Gene Ontology annotation, biological process: transmembrane transport; monocarboxylic acid transport. Lineage: Eukaryota; Metazoa; Chordata; Mammalia; Primates; Indriidae.
AUGCUGAAGAGGAAGGGGAAGGCCCGACCUUACACUAAAACCCUGGAUGGAGGAUGGGGAUGGAUGAUUGUGUUUCAUUUUUUUCUGGUAAAUGUGUUUGUGAUGGGGAUGACCAAGACUUUUGCCAUUUUUUUUGUGGUCUUUCAAGAAGAGUUUGAAGGCACCUCAGAGCAAACUGGUUGGAUUGGAUCCAUCAUGUCAUCACUUCGCUUCUCUGCAGGUCCCCUGGUUGCCAUUAUUUGUGACAUAUUUGGUGAGAAAACUACUUCCAUUCUUGGGACUUUUCUUGUUACCGGUGGAUAUCUGAUCAGCAGUUGGGCUACAAGCAUUCCCUUUCUUUGUGUGACUAUGGGACUUUUGCCUGGUUUGGGUUCUGCUUUCUUGUACCAAGCAGCUGCUGUGGUAACUACCAAAUAUUUCAAAAAACGACUGGCUCUUUCUACAGCUAUUGCCCGUUCUGGGAUGGGACUGACAUUUCUCUUGGCACCCUUUACAAAAUUCUUGAUAGAUCUGUACGACUGGACAGGUAUCACUGAGACAGUCAGUCAGAUUAUUUCUGGAUGGGUUGCCGAUCAAAACUGGAUCAAGAAGUACCAUUACCACAAGUCUUACCUCAUCCUCUGUGGCAUCACUAACCUGCUUGCUCCUUUAGCCACCACAUUUCCACUACUUAUGACUUACACCAUCUUCUUCGCCAUUUUUGCUGGUGGCUACCUGGCACUGAUACUUCCUGUACUGGUUGAUCUGUCUAUGAAUUCUACAGUACACAGGUUUUUGGGACUUGCUGGUUUCUUUGCUGGGAUGGCUAUCCUUGCUGGACCACCUAUAGCAGGCUGGUUAUAUGAUUAUACCCAGACAUACACCGGCUCUUUCUACUUCUGGCAUAUGCUAUCUCUUGUCUUCAGUUUCCUUUUUUUUUGUACCAUUGGCUGA